Messenger RNA from Effrenium voratum, 990 nucleotides. The record is from the annotation of a GenBank genome assembly. Lineage: Eukaryota; Dinophyceae; Suessiales; Symbiodiniaceae.
AUGACAGAUGCGCAGAAGCAGCCAUUCCAGGACUUGGCUCAACGGCAGGCGCGGGAAGUGAAGGAGGCCAAGGCCAGCAUUCUGGGCUUUGAGCAAGGCCAGGGCGGGCGCCUUGUUGGCGCAGGAGGCAUUCAGACAGAUGUGCCGAUGCCUGCCGUGCAUUGGGAGGGCGGAGUGCUUCGUGCCACCUCCUUCCUAGGCGAGGGCACGUACUCCCGCGUGUGGCGGGUGAGUGAUCCCAGUGGGCAGGAGUUCGCUGCUAAGAUCGUAAAGCAGGAACUUUCGGACAUCCAGGACGAGUUUGCGCUGAUGAGAUUGAUGGCGCACCCGAACAUCAUGAACUGUCAUUCCAUUCUUGCUGACAGUUUGUCAGUGGGCCUUCUUCUUGAGCUUGGCGAUUCGUCCUUGCACGACUGGCUCGCACUUCAUGCCUUGGACUGGCCACCAUCUUCGGUGGCGUCCAGGGCGUGUUUUGAGAAGAGAACGCAGCAGCGGUGGAAGUUCGCCUUUCAAAUGGCACGGGGCUUGGGCCAUUGCCAUCAAAUGCGUGUGCUUCACGGGGAUGUCAAGGUGUCCAACAUGGUUGUGAAGUCCAAUGCAGUGCAGCUAUCGGACUUCGGGUUGGCGGUUCGGCUCGACGCCAACAAUCGCAUCAGGGUAGUCGGGCGCCAGAUGUACAGCCCCGGCCAUAGGCCGCCAGAGUGCAAGCCCAUGAUGGUGACAAUCACAGUGAAGGCUGAUUGCUGGGCGGCUGGGUGCGCCCUGUAUUCUCUCAUGGCUCAUUCUGGUUCCAUGGCCUUGUUUCCGAACGGGUAUGAUGUUGUGGCCACGACGGGCCUUGAGACCUACUUGGAGCAGCGCUUUCGCAUCAGGAUGACCCAUAGCAGCGCAGCCAGCGCUCUCGUGAAGAAGCUUGUAGCGGAGGACGCAUCCAAGCGAUCCGACAUGCUGCAAAUUGUUGCCGCUUGCUCGGGUGAGAUUCUCGAAUAG